GCAGCAGAUAUGCCAGAAGGAGUAAUAUCAGGGGACUUAGACUCAUGCUACGCAACGAUGCUAUUGAGAAUGGGAAGAAAUUUACCCAAAGCCAAAGCGGUUGCUAUAAACUCUUUCCAAGAUAUUCAUCUAAAACUCGUCGGCGAACUCAAGGACAGAUUUCAAAGCUUCCUCAACAUCGGACCAUUCAGUCUGAAAUGUCCACCCACAUGGACUUCCGACGAACACCGUUGCCUAGAAUGGCUGGACCAGCACGAAUACGCGUCAGUGGCUUAUAUUAGCUUCGGGAGGAUCGCAACACCUCCUCCACAUGAGCUUAUAGCCUUGGCUGAAGCACUGGAAGAAUGUAAAGUUCCAUUUCUAUGGUCCUUUAGAGGUAACGUAGACGAGAAGUUGCCAAAAGGAUUAAUCAAAAGGGUCGGAUCGAGAGGCAAAAUAGUUCCAUGGACGGUGCAAUUGCUCGUCCUGGCUCAUCCAUCGGUGGGGGUUUUUGUUACACAUGGUGGGUGGAAUUCUAUAUUGGAGAGCAUUAUUGCUGGUGUUCCUAUGAUUUGUAGACCAUUUUUUGGUGACCAGAAGAUUAAUAUGAGGACCUUAGAGAAGGUAUGGGGUUUUGGUAUUGGGCUCCAAGGAGGUGUGUUCACCAAGAAUGGAGCAAAAGAGGCAUUGGAAUUGACUUUGUUGAGGAAAGAAGGAUGGGAAAUGAGAGACAAAAUUAGAGGACUCAAAGAAAAUGCUUACCAGUCCGUAGGUGCUGAUGGUAGCUCCACAGAAGAUUUUAAUACUUUGAUAGAUAUAAUAACAAAAUAAUGUUUUAAUCUGCCA
Messenger RNA from Ziziphus jujuba (common jujube), 825 nucleotides. RefSeq names its product flavonoid 3-O-glucosyltransferase-like. The coding region runs from base 10 to 810 and encodes 266 amino acids. The transcript has a single exon. The record is from RefSeq and is a predicted model, not a curated record. Gene Ontology annotation, molecular function: UDP-glycosyltransferase activity. Lineage: Eukaryota; Viridiplantae; Streptophyta; Magnoliopsida; Rosales; Rhamnaceae.